Messenger RNA from Nerophis lumbriciformis (worm pipefish), 411 nucleotides. The record is from RefSeq and is a predicted model, not a curated record. Lineage: Eukaryota; Metazoa; Chordata; Actinopteri; Syngnathiformes; Syngnathidae.
AUGACGCGGCCGCUGAUCGACACGCCGUCAAAAGAAACGGGGUCAAAAGGUGAUGUCAGAGCCGCGGUAUUCCAAAUAUGCGAGAAUAACUGCAACAUCUGGCGCGGCGAAAGUGUCAGGUUUAAACUUGCCGGAUGGCGAGGCAACACUCAGAGUUUACCACUAAACCCCAAGCCCUUCCUCAACGGGCUGACGGGCAAGCCGGUGAUGGUCAAGCUCAAGUGGGGCAUGGAGUACAAAGGCUACCUGGUCUCCGUGGAUGGCUACAUGAACAUGCAGCUGGCAAACACGGAGGAGUACGUGGACGGAGCGUUAGCAGGUCAUCUCGGGGAAGUCCUUAUCAGGUGCAACAAUGUUCUGUACAUCCGAGGUGUGGAAGAGGAGGAGGAGGAUGGCGAAAUGAGAGAGUGA